This is a messenger RNA of Cajanus cajan (pigeon pea), 4691 nucleotides long. Its product is annotated as kinesin-like protein KIN-14B. Gene Ontology annotation, biological process: microtubule-based movement. The record is from RefSeq and is a predicted model, not a curated record. NCBI's taxonomy places the organism in Eukaryota, Viridiplantae, Streptophyta, Magnoliopsida, Fabales, Fabaceae. Gene Ontology annotation, cellular component: microtubule cytoskeleton. Gene Ontology annotation, molecular function: microtubule binding; microtubule motor activity; ATP binding.
ACAAACAAGAGGCACAAAAUAUUAUGUGAGCCAGAAAAGCCCAACAACACACUGUCUCACUCUCACGCACCUCAAAACGACGCCGUCCCACUCUGCCAAACCAAAACCGCCUUCUCCCUCCAUUCAUUAUCGCAGCCCAAAACCAAACCAAAAAGGCACAGCCAGAAAUGAUAAAAACCAUAAAGCUCCUCGUAUUUAUUUGCAUUAAAUUAUUCAUAUUCCAUUCCGCAUCACUUUUUCAUUUCAAAUUCGAAAUCUGAGGAGAGAAGAAGCCAAAGUGUGAUUGGAAAAUAGUUAUGGCGGAGCAAAAGAACCGGUGGAGCUGGGACGUCGCCGGCUUCGACCCGUGGAAGUCGUCGCCGCCGUCUUCGUCGCCCUCGCCGCCGGUUGAGCACGGCGAUCGGAGACCUAGUGCGCCGUUGGUGCGGAGGUACUCCAUUUCGGCCUCGUCGGUUAUUCCACAACCUAAGCACUCUGUGUCCUCCAAGCUUCAGCGGUUGAAGGACAAAGUCAAGCUUGCUAGAGAAGACUAUUUGCAAUUAAGACAAGAAGCAAGUGAACUUCAAGAAUAUUCAAAUGCAAAACUUGAUCGAGUUACAAGAUAUCUUGGUGUUCUUGCAGAGAAAACCCGCAAGCUAGAUCAAAUUGCCCUUGAAACUGAAGCAAGAAUAUCUCCAGUGAUCAAUGAGAAAAGAAGAUUAUUCAACGAAUUAUUAACAUCUAAAGGAAACAUACGAGUAUUCUGUCGAACAAGGCCAUUAUUUGAAGAUGAAGGUCCUUCAGUUGUUGAAUUUCCAGAUGACCAUACCAUUCGUGUAAAUACUGGUGAUGAAUCCUUAUCUAAUGCCAAGAAAGAUUUUGAAUUUGACCGAGUUUAUGGACCUCAUGUUGGUCAAGCUGAGUUAUUCACUGAUGCUCAACCACUAGUGCAGUCAGCUUUGGAUGGAUAUAAUGUUUCCAUAUUUGCAUAUGGGCAAACUCACUCUGGGAAGACAUACACUAUGGAAGGAUCAAGCUAUGAUCGAGGUUUAUAUGCCCGUUGUUUUGAGGAGUUGUUUGAUUUAGCCAAUUUGGAUACAACCUCUACUUCUCAAUAUAAAUUCUGCGUCACAGUUUGUGAGCUAUAUAAUGAACAGACAAGGGAUCUACUUUUGGAGUCGGGGAAAAGUGCACCUAAACUCUGCUUGGGAUCACCUGAAUGCUUUGUAGAAUUGGUGCAGGAAAAAGUUGAUAACCCUCUUGAGUUUUCUGCUGUUUUAAAGACUGCAUUGCAGACUCGAGAAAAUGAUUUAUUAAAGAAUAAUGUAUCUCAUUUGAUUGUCACGAUACACAUAUUUUAUAACAAUUUGAUCACUGGUGAGAACUCAUAUAGUAAACUCUAUCUGGUUGACUUAGCUGGAAGUGAAGGUUUGAUAACAGAAGACGAUAGUGGUGAGCGUGUCACAGAUUUGCUCCAUGUUAUGAAGUCACUUUCUGCGUUGGGAGAUGUUUUGUCUUCUUUAACAUCUAAGAAGGAUAUUGUUCCUUACGAAAAUUCGUUGCUAACAAAACUGCUUGCAGAUUCACUUGGUGGGAGUUCAAAAACUUUGAUGAUUGUGAAUGUUUGUCCAAGUAUUUCAAAUUUAUCCGAGACAUUGUCAUCUCUCAAUUUCUCUUCCAGAGCUCGAAAUUCUAUAUUAAGCCUUGGAAACCGAGACACAAUUAAAAAGUGGAGAGAUGUUGCAAACGAUGCACGAAAGGAGCUAUAUGAGAAAGAAAAAGAAAUCCAUGAUCUAAAGCAAGAGGGUCUGGAACUCAAGAAAGCGCUAAAAGAUGCAAAUGAUCAAUGUGUUCUACUCUUCAAUGAAGUGCAGAAGGCAUGGAAAGUUUCUUCUGCAUUGCAGACUGAUUUAAAGUCGGAGCAUGUUUUGCUGUCAGAUAAACAUAAGAUAGAGAAAGAACAAAAUACUCAACUUAGAAAUCAAGUUGCUCAACUUUUACAGUUAGAGCAAGAUCAAAAAUUGCAGAUACAACAAGAAGAUUCAACCAUCCAAAGUUUACAGGCUAAAAUUAGAACCCUUGAAACUCAACUCAAUGAAGCUACUAAAUCUAGGGCCACAGAGCCAGAGUCUUCUGCCCUAUCCAAUUCCAGAGCAACUGGAGAUGGCACUGACUCUUCUGCAGUAACCAAAAAACUAGAAGAAGAACUCAAGAAACGUGAUGCUCUGAUUGAGAGGUUGCAUGAAGAAAAUGAGAAAUUGUUUGAUAGAUUAACUCAGAAAGCAUCUACAGCUGGAUCACCUAAGUUGUCCAGUCCAUUAUCUCGUGGAUCGGAUAAUGUUCAGCCUCGGGAAAUUGGAAGGAAUGGCACCAGCAAUAAUACAAGUUCUCGUUCUAUGGAUGUUCUUCCAUCACCUUUGGCCACUGAUAAAAAUGAUGGCACAGUUGCUCUAGUUAAAACUGGCUCUGAAAUAGUUAAGAGUACUCCUGCAGGUGAAUAUCUUACUGCUGCCCUGAAUGACUUCGAUCCAGAUCAAUAUGAAGGGAAUGCUGCCAUUUCUGAUGGUGCAAACAAGCUUUUGAUGCUGGUUCUGGCGGCUGUCAUCAAAGCUGGUGCCUCUAGAGAACAUGCGAUACUUGCUGAAAUUAGGGAUGCUGUUUUCUCUUUUAUUAGAAAGAUGGAACCAAAACGAGUAAUGGACACCAUGCUUGUUUCCCGUGUUAGAAUUCUGUACAUAAGAUCUUUGCUUGCAAGAUCUCCAGAGUUGCAAUCAAUUAAGGUUUUGCCAGUUGAGUCCUUUCUUGAGAAGGCUAAUACUGGGCGCAGUAGAAGUUCCAGCCGAGGGAGUAGUCCUGGUAGGUCUCCUGUGCUAUAUGUUGACGAGCAGAUCCAGGGAUUUAAAGUGAAUCUAAAGCCAGAAAAGAAAUCCAAAUUUUCAUCUGUGGUGUUGAAGAUACGUGGCAUUGAUGAGGAUAUCUGGAGACAGCAAGUAACUGGUGGAAAGCUUAGGGAAAUUACUGAGGACGCCAAAAGUUUUGCAAUUGGGAACAAAGCUCUUGCUGCACUCUUUGUACAUACUCCAGCGGGUGAGCUGCAGCGCCAAAUUAGAUCUUGGCUUGCUGAGAAUUUUGAGUUUCUAUCUAUAACUGGAGAUGAUGCGUUGGGGGGGUCAACUGGUCAGUUGGAACUUCUUUCAACUGCAAUUAUGGAUGGUUGGAUGGCUGGACUUGGUGCUGCUAUGCCUCUGCACACAGAUGCCCUUGGCCAACUAUUAUUUGAAUAUUCAAAACGUGUCUAUAGUUCUCAACUACAACACUUGAAGGAUAUUGCUGGGACCUUGGCAACAGAGGAGGCUGAAGAUGCAGCACAAGUAGCAAAGCUACGUUCAGCUCUAGAAUCGGUUGAUCAUAAAAGAAGAAAGAUUCUGCAACAAAUGAAAAGUGAUAUAGCUUUAUUGACACUAGAAAAUGGAGGUUCUCCUAUUCAAAAUCCUUCUACAGCAGCUGAAGAUGCACGAUUGGCAUCUCUUAUUUCGCUCGAUAACAUAUUAAAGCAAAUAAAGGAUACAACACGACUUUCUUCCGUGAACAUCUUGACCAAAAGUAAGAAAAGAACGAUGCUUGCUUCUCUUGAUGAACUAACAGAACAGAUGCCUUCACUUCUUGAUAUUGAUCAUCCGUGUGCUCAGAGGCACAUCGCAGAUGCUCGCUACAUGGUUGAGUCAAUUCCUGAAGAAGAUGAUCCCAUUCAAGAUAUAUCUCAUGGUCGGAAGCCAUCUACGGAUCUGGGUUCCGGAUCUGAAACUGAUGUGGCACAGUGGAAUGUACUUCAAUUCAAUACUGGCUCGUCCUCACCAUUUAUAAUAAAAUGUGGUGCAAACACCAAUUCAGAACUGGUCAUUAAAGCUGAUGCACGAGUUCAGGAACCUAAAGGUGGUGAAAUUGUAAGGGUUGCCCCUAGACCUUCUAUUUUAGAAAAUAUGAGCUUGGACGAAAUGAAACAAGUAUUUAGUGAACUACCUGAGGCUCUAAGCUUGCUUGCUCUAGCAAGGACUGCAGAUGGCACUCGGGCACGAUAUUCUAGAUUAUAUAGGACCUUGGCUACGAAGGUUCCAUCCCUUAAAGAUUUGGUGAGUGAGCUCGAAAAAGGGGGUGUGCUCAAAGAUGUGAGAACAUGACCUUUGAAGAGUUACAUGGUUCUUAACUUGUAUGUCCUGAGAUGCCUGUGCUAAACUCCUAACGCUCUUCGGGAGUUUGGUUAAGUGGUAUUGCAUUUCUGUCGGGCUUGCUUUAUUCUUGGGGAAGCAAACUCCCUGUAUGUACAAUGUAUUCGUCACUCUGCUUGCACGUUAUUAUGUUUGUAUGUAGUAAUUAUUUUAGUAUACUUUUUCCUGCAGUUUUGCUUCGGGUAGUUAAUGCAAGUAGCCUAAAACGCAGUUUGCCGGUUCAGUUCAAACAGGUGCACAAGUUGCAGCAUCCGAUUCGAUUGACGAAUCCGGUUUUAAAAUAUAAUAUUCAGUGUCUAGGCCCUGCCAUAUUGUCAAUGUAAUUAUUAAUUAAAUUCAAUUUUUGGCUGUAAAAAUAGGAGUAUUUGUUGCGGUUCAGUUUGGAUUUAUUUAGUCAGUUAUUUGAUCUGAUCAUAAAGAUCAAUUGUAAUUCAGUUUGGAGUGAAUUGAGUAUAAUAUCAAAUUUAACUUAAUACAUAAUUAAAA